AGGUACCUAGAUGCUUGGGUUUGUUUGGGCUUGCACUAAACAUUUGAGUCGCAUUUCGCAAACGUUGACUGCAAAGACUGUAACCAAUUAAGCAGAAAAUCAACGGUAAUCCUUCUUGCUGGAAUGAUGAUAUUCGUGAAAUUUUAGGAAGUCGCAUACAGUUCAAACCUGUGCCGUAGUGUUAGUGGGGGCUGCUGCAGAACAAUAAUUGUGGAGUAUUUACUGUACGAGUUGUUCUUUUUGUAAACAAAUUGGAUCGUGUCGUGCUACUUUCGGAGUCGGCAUCAUGACGGACAAAGGUUUGCUGAAGCGAAUUUCAUUAUCAUCAAAAAAUCGGGCCAGUUUUCCCUCUGGUAGUGGUGGUGUAUCUGCCGGGGCGUUAUCCGUUCCUAGCACUGCCAGUGUUGGACCAGGGUGUAGCAAGCUUCCGCCGGUAAAACCGUCACUGGUUACGAGCAUUCCGUCGCCCGGGUCUCCCGAUCAAUCCGUACUGUUUCCUCACAUCAAAACUUUGGACAACGCGAGAGUGUUACCAAAGUAUACCGUAGCGUUGGCGAAUACAACAGAAGAGUUGAUACCGGCAGAAGAUUUAGAUACCAUUCAAUUGGAACUGGAAUUGCUUCUGUCAACGGUUGCACUACGAUCUCGGGUUUUAAAAGCGGAACUGGAAACGAUUGACAAAGCAGACGAGCGUCGCGAACGCAAAGGAAAGCAUUUAGAACGGGCACCUGCAUCGCCGGGAAAGCGAAAGCGCUUGGAGGAGAAACAAAAAUUGCGAGAAAGUGCCGGGAAGUUGUUUGGUCAUCAGAUGAAGAUAUCAAAGAUGAAGCACUCGUCCACUCUUGUGCCACCAUCUCCGGCACCGUCACAAAAUACGGAUGACAGCAUGGAUGCGGUUCCGUUCCUGCCUCAGAAUCAUCAUCUACAACAUUUGAGCAGUGAUAGCACUAAACCGAUCGUGCCAAAAAAUGAUACACCUAACAAAUUUUGGCUCUCGGUAGAACCAUACUGUAUGCCGAUUUCGCACGAAGAUUUAAAGCUUUUGGAUGAUCUGUUGGAGGAAUAUUCAGGGCCACUGAUUCCGCCCAUACCGGAACUAGGUCCGCAUUACAGCACUCAAUGGGCAGCUGAUGAUAUAAAAGAAGAACAGGAUGGUGUAGCAAAUUCGGUUGGAUCCAAAUCUAAGUCCAAAACCCUGACAAACGGCGAUACAAGCAAAAAAGAAAAGAUAAUGGGAGAAGGGAUCACUGGUCCGCUGACUCAAAGACUCGUAUCGGCAUUGAUGGAAGAGAACCUGCAUCCUGACUGUAGUAGUAAUGAAAACAGUAACAGUAGCUCAGACGCAACGCAUAGCAAUCAUGCCCGCAGUGCCGUCGCAUUGCUUAAAAAUGGAAUAAGUAUUGAGCGAAGGCUCCGCAGAGAGUUAAUCGAGCAAGGCAUUCUUGAUGCAGAUGACAUGCCAAAAAGCCAGCAGGAUGAUGAAAUUCUUUCCGAAAUCAACCGUGUCCGCACCGAACUUGCAGUUAUAGCGGAAUAUAAUUCGAACGAAAUCCGUAAACUACAAUCGAUGGCAAAAGAUGAAAUGAAACGGAUUGAAGUCAAACGGAAGCUGGAUCGGGUUGAUCAAGAGAUAACGGACACAUAUCAGAAGGUGAUUGCAGCGAGACUUAAACGUAGAACGUUGACCAAACAAGAAAGAGAUGAAGUUUAUCGGUUAACCGAGGAACAAAAACGUCUUUCAGAUCAGUUAGAACUUAUGCCUGUGCAUGGUCCAUUUGGUAGAACUACGAAUUAAUUAUUUAAUUAAAUGCUAAAUUUGCUAGUUUUACUUUGUACGCAAAAUGCAAAUUCAAUAGUAUAUCGAUAUUACUCAUUCAAUUGAAGGUGAUUAAUUUUAUUUUCUAUAUAAAUUCGAAUUUCUAAAUCGAUAUGUGUGCAUUCAUUUGAACAAUAUAGGUAAAUGCUAAAUGAGUAUGUUUUGUUUUGCAUCUAAAACAUGACAGGUAAAAUCCAGUUGAUUUUGAAUUGUUGGAGAACAUUUAUAAUUGGGGUAGUGGCAUACGCUGAUGACAUUAGGUGUCAUGCUCAACACAGCGAAAAAUUACGAGGUGGAAAAUAACAAAGCAAAAUCCAAUAUUAUGAUGGAAACGAAUGGUAUAAAAGCGAGUUCAGCAAACAAAUGGCGAUUUACACUAACGUGACGUUCAUAUAGUUGAUUAUAUCCUUGAAGCCGUCUUCUUGGGUUCUGGGUUAACUGUUGAUAUCGACAACAUAGACGUGAUUAUACGUCCUAGAAUGUUACAUUUGGUAGGACGAUCGAAACCGGAAAAUAAAAAAUAACGCUUGAUGAGUAAGU
Anopheles moucheti is the source of this 2356-nucleotide messenger RNA. It is a transcript of the gene Ada3, whose product is annotated as transcriptional adapter 3. Gene Ontology annotation, molecular function: transcription coactivator activity. Gene Ontology annotation, biological process: regulation of transcription by RNA polymerase II. The coding region runs from base 287 to 1795 and encodes 502 amino acids. The transcript is spliced from 4 exons. The record is from RefSeq and is a predicted model, not a curated record. Gene Ontology annotation, cellular component: SAGA complex. NCBI's taxonomy places the organism in Eukaryota, Metazoa, Arthropoda, Insecta, Diptera, Culicidae.